Messenger RNA from Vanderwaltozyma polyspora DSM 70294, 828 nucleotides. It is a transcript of the gene SLT2, whose product is annotated as mitogen-activated serine/threonine-protein kinase SLT2. Lineage: Eukaryota; Fungi; Ascomycota; Saccharomycetes; Saccharomycetales; Saccharomycetaceae. Gene Ontology annotation, molecular function: ATP binding; MAP kinase activity. The annotation marks the transcript as partial. The transcript has a single exon. Gene Ontology annotation, biological process: intracellular signal transduction; protein phosphorylation. Gene Ontology annotation, cellular component: nucleus; cytoplasm. The record is from RefSeq and is a predicted model, not a curated record.
AUGGAGAAAAUAGAAAGGCAUACAUUCAAGGUUUUUAAUCAAGACUUUACAGUCGACAAAAGGUUUGCCUUGAUCAAAGAAAUUGGCCAUGGUGCAUAUGGUGUAGUAUGUUCAGCUCGUUUCACUGAAGCUGCUGAUGACACAACUGUUGCUAUAAAGAAAGUUACAAAUGUUUUCUCAAAGACUUUACUUUGUAAAAGAUCUUUGCGUGAGUUAAAAUUGUUAAGACAUUUCAGGGGUCAUAAGAAUAUCACAUGUUUGUAUGAUCUGGAUAUUGUUUUCAAUAAUGAUGGCUCUUUCAAUGGUCUAUAUUUGUAUGAAGAAUUGAUGGAGUGUGAUAUGUAUCAGAUCAUUAAAUCAGGCCAGUCUUUGACAGAUGCUCAUUAUCAAAGUUUCAUUUACCAAAUAUUAUGUGGUUUGAAAUAUAUUCACUCUGCUGAUGUUUUACAUCGUGACUUAAAACCUGGUAAUUUACUAGUAAAUGCUGAUUGUCAGCUUAAAAUUUGUGAUUUUGGGUUAGCUAGAGGUUAUUCGGAAAACCCCGUAGAAAACAAUCAAUUCUUAACAGAAUAUGUGGCUACAAGAUGGUACCGUGCUCCUGAAAUUAUGUUAAGUUAUCAAGGUUAUACAAAAGCUAUCGAUAUUUGGUCGACUGGUUGUAUUUUGGCUGAAUUUUUAGGUGGAAAACCGAUCUUUAAAGGUAAAGAUUACGUCAACCAACUGAACAGAAUUUUACAAGUUUUAGGUACCCCUCCAGACGAAACUUUACGUAGAAUUGGUUCUAAAAAUGUUCAAGAUUAUAUUCAUCAACUAGGAUAUAUCCCAAAA